GGUCAGUAAAUGAUUCUAUAUAUUUGUAAACGCUUUGAAGUGGGAAAGGGGUAGGAUUAAAUAAGCUUACUCCUUUUCGGGCAUGAUGUAAAAUGAAAUUAUAUGAAAUUGUGUGAUGUAUUAUGAUGUAAGUGUGUUCAUGUUCCAAAUAAACUAAAGAAAGAAAGAAAAGAAAGAUAUACGUCCGAAAUAUUUCCCAUGAUGCAUUGCCGCGUCGAUUCGCGCAUGCGCGCUUUUGACGACUAACCCACUAGCUAUUUAUUUACAGCAGACAAAAAAUGAAUGAAAUGUUGUUUUUAAAUAAUGUGACUUAUCCAUUUGAUUAAACUAAACAUUUUUUAUUUUAUGCUCAACGGUGAAGAGACGUCGCAGCGGAAAUAUGAUAUAUAACCGAGCAGGGAUAUACGUUCGAAAUAUUUCCCAUGAUGCAUUGCCGCGUCAAUUCGCGCAUGCGCGCUUUUGACGACUAACCCACUCGCUAUUUCUUUACAGCAGACAAAAAAUGAAUGAAAUGUUGUUUUUAAAAUAAUGUGAUUCAUCCAUUUGAUUAAACUAAACAUUUUAUGUUAUGGUCAACAGCGAAGGAAAAGGAGGAAGGAAAAUUGCGUGUUUUUUUUGGGGCGGACCGACAAAGCUAACUAACAGGCUAGUAAGCUAACGGGCUAGCAUCUUGACAAAAUGUAUGUUUUAUACACAAUAGUCGCGUCGUUGGUCGCCUUUUUUGUUUUGAAGUGGAUGAAAAAGAGGAGGUACUGCACCGACCUGAAGCGACUGGAUGGAAAGACGGUUCUAAUCACUGGAGGAUGUUCUGGGGUGGGCAAGGAGACGGCCGUGGCUUUAGCCAUGAGGGGCGCCCGCGUGGUCAUCGCCUGCCGAGACCCCGACAAGGCGGAGAAGGCGGUGCGGGAGAUCAAAUUCAGGAGCCGCAGUCUGCUGGUGGUCCACAUGGAGCUGGACCUGGCCAACCUGCGCUCGGUGCGGGACUUCUGCGAGACCUUCCUCCGGCAGGAGAAGCGGCUGGACGUCCUGGUCAACAACGCCGCCAUGCCCGGCGUCCUGGACUGGACGGAAGACGGCUUCAGCAUGUGCUUCGGCGUCAACCACCUGGGCCACUUCCUGCUCACCGACCUGCUGCUGGGCCGCCUGAAGGAGUGCGCCCCCAGCCGCGUGGUGACGCUCACCUGCUCCAGCUACAAGUACCAGAAGCUGGACUUCCAGGACCUCAACUACAACCUGCUGCCCUUCUUCACCUACUGCCGCAGCAAGCUGGCCAACGUCUACUUCAGCCACCAGCUGGGACGCCUCACGCAGGGGAAGGGCGUCACGUCCUACGCCGUGCACCCGGGCUUCGUCCAGAGCGGAUGGACGUGUCACUACUCCGUCCUCUUCCGCGUGCUGAUGCGCGUCGUCAUGUGGAUGUUCUUCGUGCCCUGCGAGGCGGGAGCGCAGACCGUGGUCCACUGCGCCGUGUCGGACCACGCCGCCAAGAUGGGCGGCGGCUACUUUGUGGACUGCAGAGCCGCCGCCUUGCGUCCUUUCGCCAGGGACGCCGGCGUGGCCAAAAAGCUGUGGGAGGCCAGCGAGAGACUGGUCAAACUGUCCUGACGCCACUUCCUGUUUACA
This is a messenger RNA of Nerophis lumbriciformis (worm pipefish), 1623 nucleotides long. RefSeq names its product retinol dehydrogenase 14. The record is from RefSeq and is a predicted model, not a curated record. NCBI's taxonomy places the organism in Eukaryota, Metazoa, Chordata, Actinopteri, Syngnathiformes, Syngnathidae.